Rhea pennata is the source of this 8911-nucleotide messenger RNA. It is a transcript of the gene COL4A4, whose product is annotated as collagen type IV alpha 4 chain. Bases 326 to 5362 code for a protein of 1678 amino acids. Gene Ontology annotation, molecular function: extracellular matrix structural constituent conferring tensile strength. The record is from RefSeq and is a predicted model, not a curated record. Gene Ontology annotation, cellular component: collagen type IV trimer. Gene Ontology annotation, biological process: collagen-activated tyrosine kinase receptor signaling pathway; glomerular basement membrane development. Lineage: Eukaryota; Metazoa; Chordata; Aves; Rheiformes; Rheidae. The transcript is spliced from 49 exons.
GCGGGGCACCGGCGGGCGCCGCAGCCCGCUCCUCAGUGCUCGGCGGGCGCGGAGCGAGCGAGGAGCCGCGGCUUCCCCGCCGGCGAUGCGGAGGUUCAGAGGGGAAAACAACAACAGAAUGGAACAGUGUUUAUAGACCAGCUACUAACAGAAGGAAAGAGAAGACCUACUGUCUAAAAAAAGAAAAAAAAAGCGCUGCAUAUUCAGGUCCUCAAUCAGUGUGAAUGGCAUUAACAAAGGAUUCAUCUGAAUGGAUUAAAUGGAUUAUCACAGCUGCCUGAAAUCAUAAAGAGCAAGAUUUCAACUUUAUAGUCCUUCACUAGCGAUGGUUGGCAUGAAACUGGGCUUCCCCAGCAGCUGCUCUGGGAUCAUGUGGCUCUUGAUUGUUUUUUCAGCACAAGAAAUUGAUGGGGGAGAAUACGCGUAUAUUGACCCAUGUCGGGGACAGGAUUGUUCAAUUUGUCGGUGCUUUCCAGAAAAAGGAUCAAGAGGACAGCCUGGUGAGCUGGGAGCCCAAGGUCCGAUUGGAUCCCUGGGACCUGCAGGACCAACUGGUCAGCCAGGUGAAAAAGGUCAGAGAGGUGAGAAUGGGCAACCUGGGCCAGCUGGAGAAAAAGGUGAUAAGGGCCCAACAGGAGUCCCGGGAUUUCCUGGUUUAGAUGGUGUUCCUGGAUUACCAGGAAGUGAAGGAUCCAUGGGCAAACGUGGUUUGGAUGGCUGCAAUGGCUCAAGAGGAGAUCCAGGAUUCCCAGGCGAAAAUGGAUACAUUGGACCAAGAGGUCCUUAUGGGUAUCCAGGGCAAAAAGGAGAAAAAGGAAAUUCAGUAUAUGUUUCCCAUUUUGGAAAAGGGCCUCCAGGAGACAGAGGUGAUCCUGGACCUCCUGGCAUGCCAGGACCUAGAGGAUUAAGAGGUACAACAGGCCCAUCUGGAUACCCAGGCCAACCAGGCUUGCCUGGUGCUCCAGGUUUCCCAGGUUUGCCAGGUGAACAGGGAAAUCCAGGUGUUGGAGUGGAUGGACAAAAGGGGGAGCCGGGUGAUGUUGGACUUCCUGGGCCACCAGGGUCACCACUGUUAAUUGGACCUCCUGGAGCUCAACUGUUCAAAGGAGAAAAGGGCCAAAAAGGACUUCCUGGAAUGACAGGAUACAGAGGACCACGUGGACCCAAAGGUGUAUCUGGAAGAGGAGAAAAGGGUGAAAAAGGUAUUCCUGGAUUUCCUGGAGUGCGGGGUAGCCCUGGUUCUUAUGGACCUGCAGGUUUUCCUGGAAUAAAGGGAGAAACAGGAGUUGCUGGUUUUCCUGGACAAGUUGGCUAUCCAGGCAUAAAGGGGGAUCCUGGAGAAGAAGGGCCCCCAGGUCCUCCUGGAACUGUUGAAACUCCACUGUUUCCUGUAAAAGGUCUACAGGGAGAUCCUGGAUUUCCAGGUCCCGUUGGUGAUACAGGGUCAAUCGGACCACCUGGCCCUGCAGGCCCGCUAGGAAGACCGGGAGAUGAUGGAACAAGUCUGCCUGGUCUGCCAGGAACAAGUGGGGCACCAGGACCGCAAGGUUUUCAAGGUGACCCUGGUUUCCCUGGAAGAGGUGAAUCAAUCCCAGGAAGACCGGGAUUUCCCGGACCACCAGGAUUACCAGGACAGCCAGGAAGACCAGGCUUACCUGGACUACCCAGUAUAAUUUGUACUGACAGAGGGAUCCCUGGAGAACUUGGAGCAAAAGGUCAGACAGGCCUUCCAGGAAGAAAAGGUGUAAAAGGAGAAAAGGGAAAUCAAGGCCUCUGCUCAUGUAGCCCUGGUCCUCCUGGUCCCCGUGGUAUACAAGGACCUCCAGGUACUCAAGGAAAGAAAGGGCAAAUGGGAUACCCUGGAAGACAUGGAGAAAAGGGCAACCCAGGCUUAUCUGGUGCAAUGGGAUCACCAGGGCUCCCUGGGACACCUGGUUCUGCUGGACAAGAUGGUGAAAAAGGAGAGAAGGGUGAUCCAGGGAGAAUUAGAAUAAAAGGAAUAAAAGGUGAAAGAGGUCCUAGUGGGGUUCCAGGAUUUCCAGGCCAAAGAGGUAAUGAUGGCAGAGAUGGGGAAGUAGGAUUGCCUGGGGAAAAAGGAGCCAAGGGUGACUCUGGAGUAGCACUGCUGGGUGAUAAAGGGUUCCCUGGGGUCCCAGGAAGUCCUGGGGUAAAAGGACGCACGGGAUUACCUGGCUUGGGAUUUCCUGGCCCACCAGGAGUCAGAGGAGUCCCUGGAGACUUUGGUGAUACUGGGAAUGUUGGGCCACCUGGUCCAAAGGGUCAGAAAGGUGAGACAGUCUGUAUUACUCCACCAUACCCUGGAAGUCCAGGCCCCCCAGGUUUUAAAGGUGUUCAAGGACAAAAGGGUUUAAAAGGACUUCCUGGUCGUCCUGGACCAAAUGGCUUUGAUGGGCAGAAAGGCCAGCCAGGCAGGCCAGGAGCAGGAAUCCCUGGGCCAGAAGGCUUUCGAGGCAAAGCUGGUGAUCCUGGUGAUGAAGGUGAAAGAGGAUCUACAGUUGAUGGUAAAAAUGGCCCUCCAGGCCCACCUGGCAUAGAUGGUCAGAAAGGUGUUCCAGGUGAUACCACGUAUGGUCCUCCAGGAAUCCCAGGCUAUAGGGGACUGCCAGGACCACCUGGUGCUCAAGGAACAAGGGGUGAUCCAGGCAUUCCUGGGUUUCAAGGUCAGCCUGGCACCCCAGGAUUUCCAGGUGCCAAAGGUUCUAGAGGCCCAGAAGGUGAUAUAGGAGCACCAGGCUGUCCAGGCUUCCCUGGUCUACCAUGUGACUUGGGCUUACCAGGGCCACCAGGAUUCAGAGGGGUCAGGGGCGUGCCAGGCCCUCAAGGCUUACCCGGCUUUAAAGGUCAGAGAGGAGACAGAGGCCUCGUAGGGCCGCCUGGACUGAAAGGUCUCAAAGGCUCUCCUGGCUCACCAGGCCCCCCAGGUCCUCCAGGCCCCCGAGGAGUUCCAGGACUUCCUGGGGAUAGGGGAAUGCCCGGCUUCCCAGGCCAAACAGGAAGCAAAGGGAUUCGAGGACCUCAGGGAUUCCCAGGACUCCCAGGAACACAAGGGCCAAUGGGAAUCUCUGGUUUAAAAGGUGAAGGAGGAGAAAUGGGUCUUCCUGGGCCUGGUGGAGAAUGUGGGGAUUUGGGAAUAAAAGGUGAAAGAGGACCUCCAGGAGACAGUGGCUGCAUUACCUUUCGGCUAGAGAAAGGACAAAAGGGGGAACCAGGGUUUCCUGGCGAGAAUGGAUUUAGAGGUGAAAGAGGUGAAAAAGGCAAUGCUGGUUCCAGAGGCAUCCCAGGACUUCCAGGGAAAAGUGGUCUCCCAGGACUGCCAGGUGACCAUGGAGACACUGGACUGAUAGGGUUUCCAGGGUCACGGGGUUUUCCAGGACCAAAGGGCUUUCAAGGAAUUACGGGUUUUCCAGGACAACCAGGUGACCAGGGUGAUGUUGGCUUACCAGGAUUCCCUGGAAAUCCAGGACUUACUGGCUCAAAAGGACCUAAAGGUGAGAAAGGUGACCCAAGUGUUCUGCUUGGUACACGUGGUCCUAAAGGGCCUCCAGGAGAUCCAGGAUUACCAGGACUCUGUGGAUUCCCAGGAGAGAAGGGUUCAUCAGGUAUCCAAGGGCAACCUGGAAGACCAGGAUCCAAGGGGCAGCCUGGAUACCCAGGCGUACCUGGAUUUCCAGGUGCUAUGGGCCCUCAAGGGUUGCCGGGAGAACCUGGAGAAAAAGGGAAACAUGGAUUUUUGGGACCUCCAGGAUUGCAAGGAUUAGCUGGUCCCCAAGGCAGAAAAGGUCUUCCUGGACUGCCUGGACUAGAUGGCUUGAAUGGACUAAAAGGUCAGAAGGGUUCCCCAGGAGCUCCAGGUCAAAUUGAAAUAGGGACCCCAGGAUACUCAGGAGAAGCUGGACCAAAAGGAGACAGAGGUGAACCUGGAUGGCCAGGUAUUUCUAUUCCAGGGCCCCCUGGAGAAAGAGGAUUCCCAGGAUUCCCAGGUAGAAGAGGGGCUAUUGGACCUGCUGGACCUAUGGGAAGAUCUCCUGAUAGUGCUCCUCCUGGUCUUCCAGGUGAUCAAGGACCACCUGGUUUAGAUGGCAUCAGAGGCCCACCGGGGAAUCCUGGCCCUCCUGGAGAGACUGUAUUUGUGCGAGGAGAUCCAGGUGAUGUUGGUAUUCGAGGAGCACCUGGGCUUCCUGGGCAACGAGGGCAACAAGGAGCCAAAGGUCUUCCAGGGAACCAUGGAAGAAGUGGCCCAAAGGGUCCUAUGGGAAUCCCUGGCCCACAUGGUCCACCUGGUGCUACUGGACAACCUGGGGACCAGGGUUUUCAAGGGAGACCUGGUCCUAAAGGUCCUUCAGGUUUUAUAGGUGACCCUGGUGAACCAGGAAAAAUAGACGACUCAUGCCCUGCAAUCCCAGGGCCUCCUGGAGAACCAGGGCAAAGAGGAGAUGAUGGUUCUAUAGGAUUACCAGGGCCAAUAGGUCACUCUGGACCCCAGGGAAGAAAAGGUGAAGAAGGGUCAUGUGGCCUGCCAGGUCAAGAUGGCUUACCUGGGCCACCUGGACCUCCAGGUGACCAAGGGAUUAUAGGAGAACAAGGAUACAUUGGGCCACAAGGUCCACCUGGCCAGACCGGUAUCCCAGGACCACCAGGCCCUCACAUUAGAUCUGCAAGUGGAUUCUUGCUUGUUCUUCACAGUCAGUCAGACAGAGAACCACUCUGUCUGCAGGGGAUGCCAAAAUUAUGGACUGGCUAUAGUCUGUUGUACCUGGAAGGACAAGAGAAAGCUCAUAAUCAAGAUCUUGGUCUGGCAGGAUCUUGUCUUCCUAUUUUUAGUACCAUGCCCUUUGCUUACUGUAAUAUCAACCAAGUUUGUUACUACGCCAGUCGUAAUGAUAAGUCUUACUGGUUGUCAAGUGCUGCUCCGUUACCAAUGAUGCCACUCUCUGAAGAAGAAAUACAACCAUAUAUAAGCAGAUGUGCUGUAUGUGAGGCCCCAGCACAAGCUGUAGCAGUUCAUAGCCAAGAUCAGUCAAUUCCUCCCUGCCCACCGAACUGGAGGAGUCUUUGGAUAGGAUAUUCUUUUUUGAUGCAUACUGGAUCCGGUGAUCAGGGAGGUGGACAGUCCCUUAUGUCACCUGGAAGUUGCCUGGAAGACUUCAGAUCUGCACCAUUCAUUGAAUGCCAGGGCCAGCGGGGAACGUGUCAGUUUUUUGCUAAUGAAUACAGUUUCUGGCUAAUAACAGUGAUGCCUGAAUUGCAGUUUGCAUCAGCACCUCUGUCAGGCACUCUCAAAGAAGGACAAGAGCAGAGGAAAAAAAUCAGUAGAUGUCAGGUGUGCCUGAAGCACGGCUAACAGACAGAAAAUUGAGCAGCUUGAAUGAGACUUGCAUAGGGAAGAAGAGCGUGCUAAAGUUGUAAACAUUAUUUGAUAUUGGAAUAUAUUUGAAAGUCUACAGUUCUGUCGCUUUUGUUUUAUAUUGAUGUAUAGGACUGAAAGGUGCAUCUAUUGAAUUUUAUCCACCCACGUACAGAUAUCUACAGAUUGUAAAAUCUGGAGUAAACAACUUGAGACCCCCCAAAAAUGAAACUCAGUCACACUGGAGUUUGCUACUGUAAUAUACAGGCAGAGUUUGGAGGCAUGAAUUAAGUUGUUCUAGAAUACCAAGGAAAACGUAUAUGAUUAUGCAAGACAGCAGAUUUCCUGCUGCACAGAGCAUUUAGAACAGGAGAAAUAGGUGUUUUUAUAUGGCAUAUUAUAAAUAACUACUCUCUAAAAGAGGCAUAGAUAAAGGUCUACAAGCAUACAAUGCCCUCACAGAAUGGCUGGGGUUGGUAAGCACCUCUGGAAGAGGACCUGAAGAUCAUCUGGUCCAACCUGCCUGCUCAAAGAAGGACAGCUACAGCAAGACCAUGAGCGGGACUGUGUCCAGUCAGGUUUUGAAUGUCUCCAUGGCUGAAGAUUCCACAACAACCUGCUCCAGUGUUCAACUAGCCUCACAAUGAAAAGUGUUUUCUUAUGCUCAGACGGAGAUUCCUGAUUUUCAAUUUGUGCCCAUUGUCUAUCGUCCUGCCACUUGGUGCCCCUGAGGAGACUUGGCUCACUCGUCUUUACUCCCUCUUAUCAGGCAUUUAUAAACAUUGAUAAAGUUCCCACCACCGAGCCUUAUCUUCUCCAGGCUAAAUAGUCCCAACUCUCUCAGCCUUUCCUCGUAUGAGAGAUGCUCCAGGCUUUUAAUCACGUGUGGCCCUUCACUGGACUCAUUCCAGUAGCUCCACAUCUCUCUUGUGCUGGAGAGCCCAGCAAUGGACCCAAUACUCCAGAUGCAGCCUUACCAGCACUGAGCAGAGAGGGCAAGGGUCAUCUCCUCGACCAGCUUGCGAUGCUCUUCCUAAUGCAGCCCAAAAUACUGUCAGCCUUCCUUGCCAAAGGGCACAUUGCUGGCUCACGUUCAACUUGGCAUCCAUCAGAAAUCCCAGGUCCUUCUCUGUGGCGCUGCUUUCCAAAUGGUCAUCCCCCAGCAUGUGCUGGUGCUGCAUAGGUUUAUUCCUCCCCAGGAGCAGAACUUUGUGCUUCCCCUUGUUCAGCUUCAUGAGGUUCCUCUCUGCCCAUUUCUGCAGCCUAUCGAUGUCUCUCAGAAUAGCAGCACAACUGGUGCAUCAGUGACUCCUCCCAGUUUUACAUCAUCUGCGAACAUGCUGAGGGUGCAUUUGGUCCCAUCAUCCAGGUCAUUAAUGAAGAGGUUAAAUAGUAUUGGUCCUCAUAUCAACACCUGGGGGGCAUCACUGGUGACUGACCUCCAGCUGCACUUUCUGCUCCUGAUCACAACCCCCUGAGCUAGGCAGUUCAGCCAGUUUUCAAUCCACUUCACUGUCCAUUUAUCUAGCCUCAGCUUGCCUGUGUCUGUCUAGCUACUUCAUCAGCUUGUCUAUCGGGGUGUUACGGGAGACAGUGUAAAAAGCCUCACUAAAGUGGAGAUAAAAGUCUUAAAGCACUGUAGCUCAAUUUCCCAUGAAUCUUGCCCACUGUUUCUGUGGGAUGGGGAAAAAUGUAAUUUUAUUGGGAACACAUGUUUGCACAAAAUAAUAAAAAAAAAAUGAGGAUCAAAGUCUGUUUCACCACUGCAGUACAGAACCAAACUGGGAAAGAGCUGUUAAUUGAGCUUUCAUAAACAACAAAAAAGAGUUACAGAACUGCUCAGGAGCAGAGAUUGUUGUGUAAAAAAAUAAAAUUAACAGAGAUAAUCAGGCCUUAAAAAGCUAUAUUUAUAUUUGCAAUUAAUUUUUCAGAGCAGUUGUUAAACUAAAUUGUUAAGCUGCAAUCCAAAGCAGUUGCUAGUGUUAAAUAAGAAAGAAAUAGUAGCAUGGUGAUAAAAUGGGUGAAUUCAUCUGCAUGAUCCAUAAAAGAAGUUGUUGAACAAUCGCCUAACCCCAAAGCAAAUAAAUGUUGUUCAUUCAUGUUAAUCUGUAAAUAUAGCACAAAGAAAGGUGGGCCUCCACCUUUUAGCGCCUUAUGGAAUCAUGGCUCCGGAUUUACUUUUUAGUAUUGAAAGUGUUUAUUGUUAAAAGGUUUAUAAGCUAAAUCACUACUUUUUGAAAAAGUUGAACACAUCUGUACACAGUUCAUUCAGCUAUAAAAGAACAAAAAUAGUAUAUGUGCAUUUGAAUCACAGUGAAACUACUGGAAAACACAUUGAUUGCGGGUGGAGUAUUCAUUGUGUGCAGAAGGGCCACAAAUGCUCUUUUUACCCCUUAAAAGGGGGCUAUUUUACUAGAAUGGAAUGAAAUGUUUUUUCCGGCAUUUUUGUGUUCUCAAAAGGAGGUCUCCUAGCAAAGCGAUUUUCAAGCAGACCAAGAACCACAUCUAAAAGUCCUAAUUCAAGGAAAACUUCCCAUAAAGAUAUCAUGAGUACAACAGGCCAAUCAAUUCGAGAGCUAGAUCCAGAGACUCAAAAAGCAAGAAAGAAAUAUAUUGCAGUCUCAGCUGGAGGAAAAAGGGACGGGCAGAGGGUAACUCCAAUUCAUGUGCAAACACAUCAGCCUGCAUCACUUCUUCCUGACAAAACCAACUAAGCCAUGUGAUCUGCUGCGCUAAGGUGGUGGUCAACUCUCCUGCCCUCCCAGCCGGGAAACAGUCAAGAGUCUUUACAGUAAUGAAGAGCCCAGUGUGUCCUUGGGGCACAUCUAGGUCCCCGCCUGUCUCCAGCAGCUGCCCACACCUACAGGCGCAUCAGUCCACUUGCUGCUCAGCAGUCAUCCCAGUGUGCUCUUUCCUUCCUAUCUGCCACGUCCCAUCAUUUUUGAGGUGGAUUUAUCUCUGCGUGGAAGAAUUUAAUCCUGUCCUGCCCCAGACGGCAUCCCUCAUGCACAAGAGGCUUUCUGGUCAUGGACAAGUAAAAAGAUCUCAACUCUCCAGGGUGCAGAGCAUAUCCCUGUGAGAAGAAAGCAGCACAUGAAGGGGAGCACCAUGCCUUAGCUACCUACUCCUCAAGCUGUGCAAAAUAUAUUUCCAAAAAGGCCACAGCUGGUAUUUUCUGAAACACAGUUGACUUCAGCUUAUAUUCAAUAGAAGUUGGAUGCUCCGUUUUCUUCAGGUGGCAUCCCUGUUUCCUCAUGGAUUUUGGGAAUUCCUCAUUAAGGUUUCAGAAAUGACAUUUUCCUAACAACGCUCACCAGCUUCUCUGUUAUCAUUUGCAGUCUCUUCUCAGGUUGAGGCUACGGGACCUCCUUAGAUAAGGGCAGUUGCUCUUCUGAAAAUAUUUACAGUGCCUAAGACAGCAAUGCUGAGGCUCUUAGAACUGCAUUAUAGGCACUUAGGUAAAUAAUAAUGAAAUCCGUAUAGAUUGUGUCCCUAAAAGCUUUGUCUCAGUAAGACAAAUUAAAGACAAGAUUGAAUACAACAGGA